ACUCCUCCUACCAACCCAUCAACCCAUACCUAAUACUUGCAGUUUAAAGUAUGUUGUGUACCCGGUGUAUUGUGCUAAGUUGGUGUCUGGUGAAGUGUCGGUUAAGUGGUGUAAGAUGCAGAGGGUUGUUUUGGUAACGGGAGCCAAUAGUGGCAUUGGUCUGGCACUGUGUGAACGAAUUUUGUCUGAAGAUAGCACAAUUCAUCUAUGCUUAGCUUGUCGGAACCUGCAGAGGGCAGAAGCAGCUAGAACGACAUUGAUAAACUCUUAUCCUGGAGCAGACGUCUGCAUUCAAAAAGUUGAUGUUGGAAGCAUCACAUCUGUGUUGCAAGCAGCAAAGGACCUCAAAGAGAGGUAUCGGCGAAUAGACUAUGUCUAUUUAAAUGCUGGAAUAAUGCCAAAUCCACGAGUCAACAUGAAGGCAUUUUUCAGUGGUUUAUUUUCCAGAAAAGUGGUUAGGAUGUUUGCAACUGGAGAAGGACUUCUGACACAAGAGGACAAGCUCACACAGGAUGGACUACAAGAGGUUUUUGCUACAAAUGUCUUUGGACAUUUUGUACUGAUUAGAGAACUGGAGCCAUUGCUUACUCAGAGCAUAAAUACAUCACAGCUGAUCUGGACAUCUUCAAGCAAUGCCAGGAGAAAUGCUUUUAGUCUAACAGAUUACCAGCACAACCAAGGCCAAGAGCCAUACAGUUCAUCUAAGUAUGCUACAGAUCUCCUCAGUGUUGCACUAAACUGUUACUGUAACAAGCAGGGUCUCUAUUCCAGUGUGGUAUGCCCUGGUCUUGUCAUGACAAACUUGACUUAUGGGAUUUUACCGUCUUUCUUUUGGACACUAAUUAUGCCCGUCAUGUGGCUGAUACGGGUUUUCACAAAUACUUUCACACUGAGUCCAUAUAAUGGAGCAGAAGCACUGUUAUGGCUAUUUAAGCAGAAACCAGAGUCAUUGGACCCGCUAGCAAAAUAUCACAGCUUUACAUCCUGGCUGGGGCAAAAUUAUGUUCAACCUAUAAAGGACUUCAUCAGAUACUGUAAGAAGAAGCAGACCGACUGGGCCGGGGUACACAGCAGCCAGGAGGAGAGCCAACUACCACCUCUGGACAAGAAAACCAUGAAGUUAACUGCUUCAUUCCUCCAGUUCUAACCUUAGCCAGAGAUGCCCGGCUUCUUUUAUGGAUGUUGAAGAGGAAACUGCAGAAAUAUUUCUUCAGAAGUUAUUGGACCUUGAAAAGAAGAUAAGAGAAAAAACAAGAUGUCAUUGCUAAACAGCUAGCAGGUUUUCAAGUUCUCUAGUAAGAAUACCUUGCAACCAUUGACAGGUAUUCUGUUUUCCAUUGCAAAAGUCAGUAAAAUGCAAAUAAACAUAUACCUCUGAAAACACUACACUACAAAUUCAGAUUGCAUUAUUUAUUAAAAUUAGCCAGGCUGUUACCUCUAGUGGCUGAGUAAAUUGCAGUCGUAUAUAUCUGGAAAAAUCUGUUUCUAUAUCUGUAAAACUGUAAGAAUUGUUCGUUUAAGAUCACUGGCAGUUUUUCGAUUUGUUAAUGCAUGUGCUUGGAUGUAGAUUUUCAUGUUCAGAUCUAAACACAGGAAUUGGUUACCGUGACAUUUUUAUCCUGGUGAUUUUUCUUUUCUUGCAGUUGUGAAAAUAAUGUAACACUAGUAAACUAAUGGCUGGUUGUACCACAGCUGGGCUUCAAAGGUGUAAGUAAUAGGAAAGAUUGGUGUUGCAGUUUCUGCCACACAUAUGAAAGAUUUAUUAACCUUCAAUCCAUAUUUGUCCAAUAAGUUGUUAACAAUCACCUCUUCCUCAGUUACUUACAGAUUGGAUUAAAGAUAAUGUAUGUACAUUGUAUCUCACAGCAGUUUUUUUUAAUUAUAAUUUGUGAUAAAAUAGCAUUUUCUACUGAAUUUGGUUAAAGUGACUUUAUGAGAUGCAGAGAAAUGUUUUUGUAUUUUGAAAGACAGGGUGAUAUACUGAGCAGACCAUUUCUCCAUCUUUUCUCACCAUUUGUGGCACAGCAUAUCCUUAGUGUUCCCUUCUUACUGUGGAUUCACCAUAUGGAAUUAUCUACAGAAUGCAUUAAUUAAAUUUUGUACUCAGUUCUGUUAACAUCCUGGACCUCAUUUGCAACAGAAACCAACAUAUUUACAGAAGUCUUGAUUAUCUUACAGCCUAGACAAAGCAUUGUUGCCCAAUGCAUAGUACAGUGCAUAUGAAGGAUUUUAUAUGUUAAUCAAGUAAAUUAUAAUAAAAUUUGUAUACAGCACUUUUUACAUCCAGUUUGUGUAGCUGUACAGGAAGAGUAUGGACAUUUAUGAAAUGUAAUUCACUUAAUGAUUUUUCACAAUUUUUUAUUUUUAUGACCCACUGAAGAGCAUUGUUUACUGCAUAAGGUAACACCAUGAUGAUGGUGAAUAAAAGUUGCAUUAUAUAGGAUUUUUAUUUGAAAGUGACUUUCAGCCUAAACUUUGUUUUCCAUUACCAUUCGUAAAACGCACUAGCAUUAUAUAGGAUUUUUAUUUGAAAGUGACUUUCAGCCUAAACUUUGUUUUCCAUUACCAUUCGUAAAACGCACUAGCAAUACAGAUAUUUGUCAGGCUUUGAAAUUCCAUACCUAUUUUAUAAUGUGAAAUAAAAUAAAUAUUUAUUUAA
Protopterus annectens (West African lungfish) is the source of this 2659-nucleotide messenger RNA. It is a transcript of the gene HSD17B7, whose product is annotated as hydroxysteroid 17-beta dehydrogenase 7. Gene Ontology annotation, molecular function: estradiol 17-beta-dehydrogenase [NAD(P)+] activity; 3-beta-hydroxysteroid 3-dehydrogenase (NADP+) activity; 5-alpha-androstane-3-beta,17-beta-diol dehydrogenase (NADP+) activity. Gene Ontology annotation, biological process: cholesterol biosynthetic process. Bases 116 to 1147 code for a protein of 343 amino acids. Gene Ontology annotation, cellular component: endoplasmic reticulum membrane. The transcript has 10 exons. The record is from RefSeq and is a predicted model, not a curated record. NCBI's taxonomy places the organism in Eukaryota, Metazoa, Chordata, Ceratodontiformes, Protopteridae.